CCUCCCCUCCCCCUCCCUACCUCACGCACACACACGCGCGCACAUGCAUACGGACGGUUGGACGCUGCAGCGUUUUUAAGCGAGUGUUGGCGAACCAGGAGAGGAGGGAGGAGGCAGGAGGAAGCCGAUCAUGUCCGGAGCGUGUUAGGAGGAGAGAGAGGACGCGGCGGCGCACGUUGACACAUUAGGAAAAAGGCGGAAAGAAGAAGCUGGUGAUCGGUCGGAUGGAGGGGGGGUGCGUUUUGGUGUCAUUGCAGACAUGGGUCGCCGCGGCACGACACCUUGCCUUGAGCUCCUUGGGGGGUGUUUUCGCUGUCAGUCCUUCGGCUCUGCAAAUGGCGAUGUGCUGCUGCUGAUGCGGAGCCCGGGAGACGCAGCCGAGGCGGCGGAUGCCAGGGAAUAAUAAAACAGACUCAUAUAUGAUCACCUGCGCUUUUCUUUGCCUGGGAUUUUCCGUAGCGGUGGACGGUACCAUGGUGAAUUACCAGAAAUAUAUUACUGUGAUGCAGCUGGCUCUGGGGGUGACCGCCUCCAACAAAGAACAUUGUCUUCCACCCAGGAAACGAAUGUGGAUACACCCCAGCCCGACCGCCGGCUCCGUCACAGCAGCCUCCUCUGCGAGCACCGUUCAGGGCAAACCGUCACUCCGCCGCAUCAAGGGCCGAAUUCACAGGAGCAAGAGCUUGGACAGCAUCGACCUCCUAGAUUCCAAUAGCGCAGCAAUGGAGGAGACUGUCAUUUGGGAACAGCACACUGUAACACUGCACAGGGCACCAGGGUUCGGCUUCGGGAUAGCCAUAUCAGGAGGCCGAGAUAACCCUCAUUUUCAGAGUGGCGAGACCUCCAUUGUUAUCUCAGAUGUGCUAAAAGGCGGGCCGGCUGAAGGUCUACUACAGGAAAAUGACAGAGUUGUCAUGGUCAAUGCUGUGUCUAUGGAUAAUGUGGAGCAUGCCUAUGCGGUCCAGCAGCUUCGUAAAAGUGGAAAAAUUGCCAAAAUCACAAUCAGACGGAAGAGGAAGGUUCACGUCCCCAUGGGUCGCCUCGGGGAGAGGGAAACCAUGUCCGAGCAUGACGAGGAAGAGGACAGUUACGACGAAGAGAUAUACGAGACGCGGAGUGGACGUAGCGGCGCGUACAGCGGCAUGGGCGGAGCCAUGGGUCGGCGCAGCGGUCGGAGCUGCGGCCGAAGGGACAGGGAACGUGAACGCAGCGGCUCGCGAGAGCGAAGUCUCUCACCGCGGUCGGAUCGCCGCUCACACAACCUGCCUCCUCGCCCCGCCAAGGUCACGCUGGUUAAAUCACGGAAAAAUGAAGCAGAGUAUGGCCUGCGCUUGGCCAGCCACAUUUUCGUCAAGGACAUCUCCCCCGAGAGCCUGGCAGCCAGGGAUGGAAACAUCCAGGAGGGCGAUGUUGUACUGAAGAUCAACGGCACAGUGACCGAGAACCUCUCCUUGAUUGAUGCCAAGAAGCUGAUAGAAAGGUCGAAGGGCAAGCUAAAAAUGGUUGUCCAGAGAGAUGACCGGGCGACCUUGCUGAACAUCCCUGACCUCGAUGACAGCAUUCCUUCAGCCAACGCCUCCGACAGAGACGACAUUUCAGAUAUCCAAUCUCUGGCAUCCGACCAUUCCAAUCGAUCGCACGACAGAAUUCGUAGCAGCCGCUCCCGCUCUCCAGACAGACGAUCGGAACCCUCGGACCACUCCAGACACUCGCCACCUCAAGUCAGCAAUGGCAGUUGGAGAAUACCUCACAGAAGUCGAGAUGAGGAGCGGCUAUCAAAAGGCGCUUCAACACCAGCAAAGCUUUCAGAGGAAAUUCCUCUGCCCAAGCCGAAGGAGCCGGCUCUCACCAGAGAUGACAAACAACUUCCGCCGCUCCCAGAGCCGAAGCCAGUUUACGCUCAGCCUGGACAGCCUGACGUGGACCUGCCUGUCAGCCCAUCCGAUGCCCCUGUGCCGAGUGCUGCCCACGAUGACAGCAUCCUUCGGCCGAGCAUGAAGCUGGUAAAGUUCAAAAAGGGGGAGAGUGUGGGGCUGCGGUUGGCAGGAGGGAACGAUGUUGGCAUCUUUGUUGCCGGCGUGCUGGAGGAUAGCCCAGCUGCAAAGGAGGGCCUCGAGGAGGGUGACCAAAUUCUCAGGGUAAACAACGUCGAUUUUGCAAACAUAAUCCGAGAGGAGGCAGUGCUGUUCCUCCUGGAUCUUCCGAAAGGUGAAGAGGUCACCAUUUUGGCUCAAAAGAAGAAAGAUGUCUAUCGGCGGAUCGUUGAGUCUGAUGUGGGUGACUCCUUUUACAUCCGGACCCACUUUGAGUACGAGAAGGAAUCUCCAUACGGGUUAAGCUUUAACAAGGGCGAGGUGUUCCGCGUGGUGGAUACCCUCUACAAUGGCAAGCUGGGUUCCUGGCUCGCUAUUCGCAUUGGCAAGAACCACCAGGAGGUGGAGAGGGGGAUCAUCCCUAAUAAAAACAGAGCGGAGCAGCUCUCCAGCGUGCAAUACACACUCCCCAAAACAGCCGGGGGCGACAGGGCGGACUUCUGGAGGUUCCGCGGUCUUCGCAGUUCAAAAAGGAACCUCAGGAAAAGCCGAGAAGAUCUUUCCUCACAGCCGGUCCAGACAAAAUUCCCAGCUUAUGAGAGGGUUGUAUUGAGAGAAGCUGGUUUCCUAAGACCUGUUGUGAUAUUUGGACCUAUUGCCGAUGUAGCACGAGAGAAACUGUCUAGAGAAGAGCCAGAUCUUUUUGAGCUUGCAAAGAGCGAGCCCAGAGAUGCAGGAACAGACCAGCGCAGUUCAGGAAUUAUUCGUCUUCACACCAUCAAGCAAAUCAUAGAUAGAGACAAACACGCUGUGCUGGACAUCACUCCCAAUGCUGUGGACAGGCUGAACUAUGCUCAGUGGUACCCAAUCGUAGUCUUCCUAAAUCCCGAUAACAAGCAAGGUGUGAAAAACAUGAGGACAAGACUGUGUCCAGAGUCCAGGAAAAGUGCCAGGAAGCUGUAUGAACGAGCCAUCAAACUGAGGAAGAAUAAUCAUCACCUGUUCACCACCACCAUUAACUUGAACAACAUGAAUGACGGUUGGUACGGAGCGCUUAAAGAAACCAUCCAGCAGCAACAAAACCAGCUCGUGUGGGUGUCUGAGGGAAAGGCGGACGGCACCACGGAAGAUGACUUGGAUAUCCACGACGAUCGUCUGUCCUACCUGUCGGCGCCGGGUAGCGAGUACUCCAUGUACAGUACGGACAGCCGCCACACGUCCGACUACGAGGACACGGACACGGAGGGCGGCGCGUACACCGACCAGGAGCUCGAUGAGACCUUGAAUGACGAGGUGGGUCUGCCCACGGAGCCUGCCAUCACGCGGUCUUCCGAACCUGUGAGGGAAGACCCACCUGUCAUUCAGGACACCCCCGGUUACCCCGGAUACCAGCACCCAGUGUCGCCUGACCCAGCGAACCGUAUAGACCCCACUGGCUUCAAGAUGACAUCCCCACAGCAGCAAGAGGAGGCUUCUCUGCCCAUGCCCUCCUUGACCGCAGCGGUGGUAGCGCCCCCUGCUGUUGAGCAGCCUGUACAGCUAGAGGCUUUGCACCUAGAGGAGCCGCCCCAUGCUGCAGCCGCAGCUCCUCAGGCUGACUCACUUAGCAGCCCCAGUCCUGCCCCUGAGCUUUUUCAGCCCCCACCACCACCACAUGAACACUACCCACCUGGACCACCUGGUCCAGAACCAAAGAUGUUCAAGAAAGACCUGUACAAUCUGGAGGAACCUGUGCGAAUGAACCAUGGCCUGAAGCAGUCUCUGAGCUAUACUCACCAGCUCCCGUACCAGGACAAGCAGCCAUACCGGGAAUACGAACACCCGCCUUACGGUUACGACGGAGGCGGCUUCACAGAACCAAAGUCUCACAACACUGACUCUCACAUGCACUACGACAACCGUGUGCCUCAUUACAACGAACAGUGGUCGCCCUACGACCAGCAGACCUCACCCUCCCAGCCCCCAGCUUACCAGCCGGGCCACCAGCAACCCAUCGCCUACGCCCCCCGCUCGCCGUACGAGGACGGGCCCGGGAGGGACUACAGCCCGCCACAACCUCGAUACGAAGACGCCCUUCCUGUGGGAUACGAUGGCAGAGCGCGCCACACUAAGUCUAUUCGCUACGAUGACCCGCCUCCACCGCCGCCCCCUGUUGGCUACGAUGCGCGCUCUCCCUAUGAGGCAGACGCUCACAGCUUUCCCAUUAACUCGCCUCGUUCUCCAGAACCGCCAAAGCAGUACUACGGCGAUUCUGGUUUAAGGCCCGCCUUCAUUCCCGGUCCACACCGGGGCUUCAAGGCAGGGAUGCACGAGCCUGUGAUGAACUGCGAACCACCAAUCCUCCCUCCUAAAACAGAGGUCGUCACAUCCCCUUGUGAACCAGCAGUCACUCCUGGAUCUAAACCCUUGCCACCCCUCCAACGGGAAGACCUGGAGGAAGACCCGGCCAUGAAACCACAGUCGGUCCUCAACAGAGUAAAGAUGUUUGAAAAUAAACGCUCCGUUUCAAUGGACAGGGCAAAGGAAGGAGACUCGUCAGUUCUCAGGCCAGCAGAUGUUCCCAAACCUUCAAGUGCACCUGGUCCAGUGCUCAAGGCAAAUUCGCUCAGCAACCUGGAGCAGGAAAGGUCUUCCUACAGGGCUCCUGAGCCGCAGAGGCCUCACACCAAACCGCUCGAUGAUGUAAUGCGUACCAAUCACUAUGACCCGGACGAAGACGAGGAGUACUACAGGAAGCAGUUGUCCUACUUUGAUCGUCGGAGCUUUGACAGCAAAGCCAUGGGCCAACCCAAUCCUGGCAUCAGUCGCUUCCACGAUGUGGCCAAACCAGCUCAACUGUCGUACCCGUACAACAGAGUGGAGUCUGUCGAGAAAGUGAGUCCAGGUGACAAACGAUAUGACCCCCUACCUCAGAUAAGCCCCUCUUCUCAGUACGGACCCCCUGGCUCUGCCAUCCCACCCAAUACUCUGCCCAAGCUCAUCCCAAGUGAUGUGAACUCCAUAGCCGAGCCACUGAGCUCCCCCAAACCCGACCUGGCAGCUCUCAGACCCGUUAGCAGGGAUGAACCCACACCAAUCGGCUAUCUGCCCCCAAGGGCCCUUCCCGACAAGUCCUCUGUCAACGGCACGGAGACGGCUCCCGCAAAGACCGUCGGUGCUCCCGUUCCCAUCGGUUACAACCGCUACGUCCCUAAGCCGUACACCAGCUCUGCGCGGCCGUUCGAGCGCAAGUUCGAGAGCCCCAAGUUCAACCACAACCUGCUGCCCAACGACACACAGGUGAAGACGGAGCUCCUCGGCAAGCCCGGCACGGUGAGCAACAGCGGGGGAAAGCUGCAGCUCUCCCCCCAGCCUCUGGACCACGACAGUGGUCUGGACACCUUCACUCGCACCAUGGACAACAGGCCCAAAUACCAGCACAAUAACAUCAACGCCAUCCCCAAAGCCAUUCCUGUAAGCCCCGGCGCACUGGACGAUGACGACGAGGAUGAAGGGCACACGGUGGUGGCCACCGCCAGAGGCAUCUUCAACUGCAACGGUGGGGUCCUAAGCUCCAUCGAGACGGGCGUCAGCAUCAUCAUCCCCCAGGGUGCCAUCCCCGAGAACGUGGAGCAAGAGAUCUACUUCAAGGUGUGCCGCGACAACAGCAUCCUGCCCCCCCUCGACAAGGAGAAAGGAGAAACGCUGCUAAGUCCGCUGGUGAUGUGCGGCCCUCACGGACUCAAGUUCCUGAAGCCGGUGGAGCUGCGCUUACCUCACUGUGCGUCUAUGACCCCUGAUGGUUGGUCUUUUGCUCUAAAAUCCUCCGACUCCUCGUCGGGUGACCCUAAAAACUGGCAGAACAAAUCUCUCCCCGGAGACCCAAACUACCUGGUGGGUGCAAACUGUGUUUCUGUGCUCAUCGACCACUUCUGAAGAAGGCGACAGCUGGUCUGUUCUUGAAUGUGAAAGAAGGUGGCAAGGUGAUAUGGGGGGGGUGGGGCACACGGUGAAUCCACCACUCUCACUUUGUUUACCUGCCUAACCCCUCCAAAAAUGAGGAGAGUCCAGCAACGUCCAGCUGUUGUUGUUAGGGUCAUUUUUCCGGUGCUUUUGAGGCUUGCAAAAAAAAAAAAAAAAGGAA
This is a messenger RNA of Syngnathus acus (greater pipefish), 6156 nucleotides long. It is a transcript of the gene tjp1b, whose product is annotated as tight junction protein 1b. Bases 390 to 5948 code for a protein of 1852 amino acids. Gene Ontology annotation, molecular function: cell adhesion molecule binding. The record is from RefSeq and is a predicted model, not a curated record. Gene Ontology annotation, cellular component: plasma membrane; bicellular tight junction. Lineage: Eukaryota; Metazoa; Chordata; Actinopteri; Syngnathiformes; Syngnathidae. Gene Ontology annotation, biological process: regulation of apoptotic process; cell-cell adhesion; positive regulation of blood-brain barrier permeability. The transcript has 30 exons.